Messenger RNA from Psammomys obesus (fat sand rat), 913 nucleotides. RefSeq names its product WBP2 N-terminal like (gene Wbp2nl). Gene Ontology annotation, biological process: positive regulation of DNA-templated transcription. Lineage: Eukaryota; Metazoa; Chordata; Mammalia; Rodentia; Muridae. The record is from RefSeq and is a predicted model, not a curated record. Gene Ontology annotation, molecular function: transcription coactivator activity; chromatin DNA binding. Gene Ontology annotation, cellular component: nucleus.
CCUCUUGAUGAAGAGUUUAGAUGUGGAACUCUCCUUUCCCCAGUCACCGCCAGGCUCCAACCUCUUCAGUGGUACGAGGAGGGGGACGCUGUUUCUCACCUCGUACCGGGUGAUUUUUGUGACCUCACAUCCAAACAACGAUCCCAUGUUGUCUUUUACGAUGCCAUUUCAUCUCAUGAGUAACUGCAGCGUUGAACAGCCAGUCUUUAGUGCAAACUACAUUAAAGGGACGAUUCAGGCAGUUCCAGAUGGUGGCUGGGAAGGGUCCGCUACCUUUAAAAUGGUCUUCAGGAAAGGAGGUGCUAUCGACUUCGCCCAGUUGAUGGCCAAAGCUGCCUCUGCCACUGCCCAAGGAUUUCCACUCAGAGUUGCAAGUUUCUGGAUGGGCCCUCCAGGCAUUUAUCUUGUUCCUGGGGAGAGGCACAUGUAUGCCCCACAGGCAAGCCAAGCUGCCUAUGGAGUCCCACCUGCAGGAUACGGAGCCCCACCCCCCAGAUAUGAUGUCCUGCCUCCAGGAUACGGAGCUGAGAGAUUCAGAUCCCCUCCUCCUCUAUACGUAGCUACCCCUGCGGGCUAUGGAGUGCCCCCUCCUGGCUAUGGAGCUCCGCCCCCUGGGUACGAAGCCCCGCCUCCUGAAUAUGAAGACCCCGCUGUGGAGUACGGAGUCCCACCUUCCAGAUACGAAACUACACCUGUGCAGUCUGGAUCCCCACCUCCCAGAUAUGAAGCCCCACCUGUGGAGUAUGGAGCUCCCCCUUCGGGAUCUGGGUCCAUACCUUCUGGAUCCAGAGCCCGCGGGGGGGCACGUGAAACUCCACCGGCUGGGUCUGCGGCAGCCCACACUCACGGAUUUCAGGCAUCUUUUCCCUCCACCUCGUCUUCGCGGGCCCGUUCUCCCCCUUCUAAGAAGUGA